Molecule: messenger RNA, 1884 nt
Organism: Cutaneotrichosporon oleaginosum
Lineage: Eukaryota; Fungi; Basidiomycota; Tremellomycetes; Trichosporonales; Trichosporonaceae
Source: RefSeq, a predicted model, not a curated record
CGGAGUGCAACGCGAGUGGUGAAGCAGCGGCACCCCAUUAUCAGCACCUCCAGCCUCCCAGCUCUUGCGGCAUUCAGCUUCCUAGAUCACGUUGAAACGACGACCAGGAACAACCUCCCUGACGCUUAGUGACUUCGCUAAAGUAUUAAUAGACACAAUCUGACAGUCAGUCUCAAACAUGACCUGUGGCACCACGCCGGUACGCCGUUCACCGAGUGCGCAUGAUCUGCAUGACGCCAUGACUCGCCGAGAUGGGGUCACCGAUCACCGAAACGGUGCCGUGCAAAGCUGCGACCUGCGGAUCACGGACAGCCGCCGAGCCUCCGUAGCCGCCAUAGCCCAUAUACACUCCGCUUUCGAGCGCCACAAUGUCCUCUUAUCUAAAAUGGGCAAGGAUAGUCAACACGCACAUGAGCCAGCCGAGAAGGCCAAACACGGCGUCGACCCCGAGCUGGGCUCGGACGCGUCUAGCACCAACGACGAGUUCGCUCUGCUCGCCGCUAAGGAGGAGGGGCACGAUAUCAAGUUCCGCACGCUGAGCUGGAAGAAGGCGACGCUCCUCCUCUUCGGAGAGUAUGUGUGCCUCGCGAUCCUUGCCUUGCCUUGGAGCUUCAGCGUGCUGGGCUGGGCGCUUGGCCUCAUCGUGCAAAUCGGCAUGGGCCUCAUCACGUGGUACACGAGCUACGUGCUGUGGAAGUAUAUGAUGAAGUACCCACAGGCGCGCGACGUCGCCGACAUCGCAUGCGAGCUCGUGCCCCGCUGGGCACGGCGAUUCGUGUACGAGGCGACAAUCGCCAUGCUCAUUACAAACAAUAUCAUGAUCAUUGGCUUCCAUGUCUUCACCGGUGCCAAAAUCCUCAACACGCUCUCGGACCACUCCGAGUGCACCGUCGCGUUCCAAGGCAUCGCGGCCAUCAUCGGCAUCAUCGUUAGCAUUCCGCGAACCCUCAACCACGUUACCUCGAUGGGUGUGUUCUCCGCCGCGUGCAUGGGCAUCGCCAUCCUCUUAUGCCUCAUAUUCUCAGGCAUUCAGCCCCACCCCGGCGCGGGGUACGGCGGGAAGUACCCUGCCCUCGGGGAGGUGCGCACCGCCGGCGGACUGCCUGGCAACCCCGGCUUCGUAAAUGGCUUCAACGCCGUGCUGAACAUCACGUUCUUGUGGAUCGGGCAGAUCCUCUACCCCUCCUUCAUCGCGGAGAUGAAGGAGCCCCGCGACUUCCCCAAGGCACUCGCGGCACUCACUGCGCUCGAGAUGGUGCUUUUCCUCGUCGUCUCCGUCGUCGGAUACCACUAUCUGGGGCAGUACGCCGAGGCGCCGAUGAUCGGCUCGUUCCUCGAGGUCAAGCACCGCAAGGCCGCGUUCGCGUUCGUCAUCGUCCCCACCGUCAUCAUCGGGGCAAUCUACUCCAACGUUACCGUCAAGGUGCUUCACCGACGAAUCCUCGGCUCGGAGAGCCGGCACAUGCACUCUAACACGGCGGUGGGGUGGCUGUGGUGGGUCGCCAUUACCACGGUGGUUUGGGGCAUCGGCUUCGUCCUCGGCAACGUCAUCCCCUCUAUGGGCGAUUUCCUGAGUAUUAUGAGUGCCGCUUUCGACUCGUUUUUUGGCUUCAUCUUCUGGUCAACCGCAUACUACCACCUCAACCGCGGGCGCCUCUUCAAAGGCGUCUUCCAGACAAUCAUGACGAUCUUCAACGUUUUCAUUUUUCUUAUUGGCCUGCUCAUGCUGGGUCCAGGCCUGUACUCUGCUGUGGACGCCAUCGUUACCGAUUACUCGGGAGCGGUCACGUCGCCCUUUGCGUGUGAUGACAAUGGUCUUUAGCCGCGGCUUCGUUGUAUAUGAUUUGUAUUCAACCAUGAAGGAGCCGACGUGUGCUGGCGUGG